This is a messenger RNA of Pyricularia pennisetigena, 204 nucleotides long. RefSeq lists its product as uncharacterized. The transcript has 2 exons. Lineage: Eukaryota; Fungi; Ascomycota; Sordariomycetes; Magnaporthales; Pyriculariaceae. Bases 1 to 204 code for a protein of 67 amino acids. The record is from RefSeq and is a predicted model, not a curated record.
AUGUUGGCACGCACCACCGCUCUACUCGUAUUGGGCUACCUGCACGGGACUUUCAGCGCGGCCGUCCCAGCCGCCGUCAGCAACUAUGCCGACCCCACUAGCAGCGUAUUCGCUAGCCAUUAUCCAAACAAGAAUGAAGCCCCGAGGUUGAUUCCGGGCCUACAGCCCAAGAAGACCGCGGCAAAAUCAACCAACACUCUGUAA